AUGGCCGUCUAUCUCUUGUCCAGAGUCGGCGACCCCAUCUUCGCCCUAACCAUGGGCAUCGCCGCUGCAUUCUCACGCAUCCGCCGCGAUCAAAUCGAGAAAACCCCCGACAAGGCCUCGGAGAUUGGAUACGGCACCGUAGUGCAAUUGGGUCAGCGGCGCUUGCAGCGCUGGUGGAAUGGGGAUUUUCAAGAUCUGUGA
Penicillium oxalicum is the source of this 201-nucleotide messenger RNA. RefSeq lists its product as uncharacterized. Gene Ontology annotation, biological process: protein secretion. The record is from RefSeq and is a predicted model, not a curated record. NCBI's taxonomy places the organism in Eukaryota, Fungi, Ascomycota, Eurotiomycetes, Eurotiales, Aspergillaceae. The transcript has 2 exons. The coding region runs from base 1 to 201 and encodes 66 amino acids.